ACAUUCCUGCAGGGAAAGAUCUGAUCUAUAUUAAUGCUCCAGACAUAAUCGUAAAAGUAGAAGAAGAGACAGAUUUGAGCAGUGAUGAGCAGUAUAAGGAGGACAUUUCUACAGGUUACCGCCCAGAUUCUUGUACCAGGAGAUCAGAGGAGAAUCUUAUAUCUUCAGAUUAUAAAGCAGAUGAUGAUAUCACACAAGAUACAUAUGAAGAACAUUCCAUUAUCCCAGAUACACCCUCAGCCCUUCACAGCCAAGAUCUGUCAUCUCAUCCUUAUAUACAGGUCCUGUCUUCUCAGUCAUCACAGGAUGUUCAGCUAAAUAAAGGUCACAGAAGGGAUGUUGGACACCAACGAGCUCAUACAGAAAAGAAACCAUAUUCAUGCUCAGAAUGUGGGAAAUGUUUUACUUCUAAAUCAAGUCUUGUUAAACAUCAGAGAACACACACAGGGGAGAAGCCAUUUGCAUGUUCACAGUGUGGAAAAUGUUUCACGCAGAAAUCAUAUCUUGUUGAACAUCAAAGAACUCACACAGGGGAGAAGCCAUUUUCAUGUUCAGAAUGUGGGAAAUGUUUUCCUUUUAAAUCAGGUCUUGUUGUACAUCAAAGAACUCACACAGGAGAGAAGCCAUUUUCAUGUCCAGAAUGUGGGAAAUGUUUUACUAAUCAAUCAAGUCUUAUUCAACAUCAAAGAACUCACACUGGAGAGAAGCCAUUUUCAUGUGCAGAAUGUGGGAAAUGUUUUAUUGAUCAAUCAAGUCUUAUUCAACAUCAAAGAACUCACACUGGAGAGAAGCCAUUUUCAUGUGCAGAAUGUGGGAAAUGUUUUGCUCAGAAAUCAAGUCUUAUUCAACAUCAAAGAACUCACACAGGGGAGAAGCCAUUUUCAUGUGCAGAAUGUGGGAAAUGUUAUACUGGGAAAUCAAAGCUUGUUAAACAUCAAAGAACUCACACAGGGGAGAAGCCAUUUUCAUGUGCAUAAUGUGGAAAAUGUUUUACUGAUAAAUCAAGUCUUAUUCAACAUCAAAGAACUCACACAGGGGAGAAGCCAUUUUCUGUUUCAAUAGUUUUUAUUGAAUAUUUUUUGACAAUCUAAAAGUACAAUGCAAGUCCCUUGCAGGGGACUAAGUAGAAGUCAAGCAAGUAUAUAAACAGGUAAACAUACAAGUUAAAAAAAAUCAAAAGAACCUAAGAACAAAGGUGGAAUAAGUUGACUUGUACAAUUGCAAGAAUAUAUUGCAAUGUGUCUUUGAACUCUAAUGGGCUAGUCAUAUAGUAAUAGCGAGCGUUGACCUACUACAGGGUUUGAGUGUCAAGAGUUUAGUUACUCUGCGUGGCAUGUAAACAGUCUACAUCCUGAUAUCUAUCUCAGUAGGAAAUGAUGGGAGCGGUAAUGGAGGGUAAAGGAACAGGUAGGGGUAGGAGGGUGUAGGGGUAAGAGGUGUAAGGAGUCAGGAGAAGGUAUUGAAAGGAUAGGCAGGUAGGAGAAGGGGGGAGGGGUGGAGGAUCGUAGAAAAGGGACCGCAAAGGGAAUGUAAGUGAUCUCAGCAGGUUAUAUAGUACCAGUAGCCUGUGUUGUGGAAGACCACCUAUUCCAUCGCUUGUGAAAUAUGAGCCGUUACCAUAGGCGAUGAUGCGUUCAUAUGUGUAGGUGGUAUUUACUUUAUUAAUGACCAUGUCUAUAGAUGGGGUGUUGGGUGAUUUCCACAUGCUGGUAAAUGAAACUUUCAUCACAAUUAGGAUAAUACAUAUUAAAGGGGUAUUCCUGGCAAAACCUUUUUUUUUAUACAUAUCAACUGGCUCUGGAAAGUUAAACAGA
Hyla sarda is the source of this 1814-nucleotide messenger RNA. Its product is annotated as gastrula zinc finger protein XlCGF17.1-like. The transcript is spliced from 2 exons. The annotation marks the transcript as partial. The record is from RefSeq and is a predicted model, not a curated record. Gene Ontology annotation, biological process: regulation of transcription by RNA polymerase II. NCBI's taxonomy places the organism in Eukaryota, Metazoa, Chordata, Amphibia, Anura, Hylidae. Gene Ontology annotation, molecular function: DNA-binding transcription factor activity; RNA polymerase II cis-regulatory region sequence-specific DNA binding.